This is a messenger RNA of Symbiodinium necroappetens, 369 nucleotides long. The record is from the annotation of a GenBank genome assembly. NCBI's taxonomy places the organism in Eukaryota, Dinophyceae, Suessiales, Symbiodiniaceae.
AUGCUCAAAGUUCUGCUCCCCAAUGGCAAGGAGGCUUGGGUAAACUAUGUGGAUGUGGAUGUGGACCAGAAGAAGGAGGAUCCGAAACCUGCCGCCGCGGAUCCACCGGCCGAGUCACGAGGUGAUGCGCAGGUGGAUGAUGAAGAGUCCUCGGAAAGCGAAGCCGAGGAGGCCGUCUAUGUGAAAGAGGAGCAGGUGCAGAUGCCGGCAGGGCCAGUCGGGCGACGCGGCGAGCGAUCGGUGAUCUUGACCCCUGCACGGCGCGACGGAGCGAUCGCAGCAGCUGAGCUGCGCCGGCUUCGAGCCGUGGAAAGUGCGAAGGAGGGAGAUCAGAAGGAGGUCCUUCUGAAGUCCCUGCUCUACAGCCAG